Molecule: messenger RNA, 814 nt
Organism: Nomascus leucogenys (northern white-cheeked gibbon)
Lineage: Eukaryota; Metazoa; Chordata; Mammalia; Primates; Hylobatidae
Gene: CIMAP1B
Product: ciliary microtubule associated protein 1B
Cellular component (GO): cytoskeleton
Source: RefSeq, a predicted model, not a curated record
AUGGGCUCGGACGCCUGGGUGGGCCUUUGGCGGCCACACCGGCCCCGCGGCCCCAUCGCGGCGCACUACGGAGGCCCCGGGCCCAAAUACAAGCUGCCGCCCAACACCGGCUACGUCCUGCAUGACCCGUCGCGGCCCCGCGCCCCCGCCUUCACCUUCGGCGCGCGCCUCCCCACGCAGCAGACGACUUGCAGCCCCGGGCCCGGCCACUUGGUGCCCGCCCGCAUGACCGUGCGCGGCCCCGACGGCGCCCCCGCCUACUCCAUCUACGGCCGCCCGCGCCGCUCUGCGCCCGUCCUCACUCCGGGACCUGGCACGUACUUCCCGGAGCGAGCGGGGAACGCGACGUACCCCAGUGCGCCUCGGCACACCAUUGCUUCCCGAAACUGGGGUGUCCAGGGGGAGCAACAGAGCCCAGGUCCCGCGGCCUAUACUGUGCCCUCGCUCUUGGGUCCGCGCGUCAUCGGCAAAGUCUCCGCCCCAACUUACUCCAUCUAUGGCCGCAGAGCGGCUGGCAGUUUCUUCGAGGACCUCAGCAAGACCCCGGGCCCCUGCGCCUACCACGUCGUGAGUCCAGGGGUCUACAAGUCCCGGGCCCCCCAGUUCACGAUGCUGGCGCGGACUUCGGUCCCCCAAGACAACACUCGGAAGCCAGGGCCCGCGGCCUACAACGUGGAUCAGCACCGGAAGCCCCGCGGCUGGAGUUUCGGGAUCCGGCACUCGGACUACCUGGCCCCGCUGGUGACCGACGCGGACAACUGACCCGCCAGGCGGGAGCGGCCCCACACUUGUUUGCUUAAAGUCUGCGAGUCCG